AUGCUCAACAACCAGCAGCAGGGUUGCUUUCAGUUUCCCGGUGGCGACCUCCGUCCCCGCAGCGAGGUCUUGUCGACCAUCCCGCUGACCAAGGGCAAGAACCUCAUUGAGUUUCACCUCCUGGAAGUGACUUCCGACCCCGUCGUGUGUUCGGCGAGCUUGUGGCUGCUGGACGAGACCGACCGUCUGGUGGUUGUGGACAUUGACGGGACCAUCACACGGUCAGACGUGCGGGGCUCUGCCUUCACCGCAGACUACACGCAUGAGGGUGUGCGAGAGUUCCUGACGGCCGUAGGUGAGGCGGGCUACGUCCUCCUCUUCCUCACUGCCCGCCCCAUCACCCUCGCCGACCGCACCCGCGAGUUUCUGGCGACUGCUGGACGUGUAGGCGACUCGACGCUGCCGGAGGGGCCGCUGAUCACGCAAGCGUGCGGGACUAUGAAGGCGCUGCAGGCGAAGCAUGAGGUCUUCAAGGUCGGAGUGCUGCAGCAGAUAAGAGAGCUCUUCGACGAGGCCCGCAAGGGCUCGAGACUCGGCACUGAAACCAGCGUGUUCGUCGCUGGCUUCGGCAACCACGAGACUGACGCAAUUGCUUACAAGGCCGUGGGGAUCCCGGCAGACAGAAUUUUCAUGCUGGACAAGAGCUCCAAACUCCGGGUACAUGGCACCAGGUUGGAGUUCCAGUCCUACACGGGCCUCCUGCCCGACAUCGACGAGCUCUUCCCUCGGCUCCCC
Guillardia theta CCMP2712 is the source of this 735-nucleotide messenger RNA. RefSeq lists its product as hypothetical. Gene Ontology annotation, molecular function: phosphatidate phosphatase activity. Lineage: Eukaryota; Cryptophyceae; Pyrenomonadales; Geminigeraceae. The record is from RefSeq and is a predicted model, not a curated record. The annotation marks the transcript as partial. The transcript is spliced from 2 exons.